Protobothrops mucrosquamatus (brown spotted pit viper) is the source of this 361-nucleotide messenger RNA. RefSeq names its product small integral membrane protein 27 (gene TZMP1). Bases 27 to 182 code for a protein of 51 amino acids. Lineage: Eukaryota; Metazoa; Chordata; Lepidosauria; Squamata; Viperidae. The transcript is spliced from 2 exons. The record is from RefSeq and is a predicted model, not a curated record.
GCGAGGCGAGGGCGGGGCGCGAGAAAAUGCCGCUGUUAAACCGCCGAUCUCUGGACUGGCUCUACUCGCUGAUUCUUCUUGCUACUGUAUUGCUUUCGUGGGGCUAUGUCAUUUACGCGACACGAAUAGCAGCCAAAUGGCAAUUGGAGGAGUCGUAUCCCAUACAAGCCCAGAAUACUUGAGACAUCUCCAGAGUGGAAUAGCACAGAAAUACAGAGACAUUCUAGAACUCCAUAAAUCAUAAUCUGCAAAAACAUGGAUUCCAAACAAGAGUGGUUGACUCAGGAGUAAUAUUGAAGCUUCAGAAAUACAGAUAAAGAUAACAAAACAGCUGUGAACAUCUGGUACAGUACUAUUAACA